Physeter macrocephalus (sperm whale) is the source of this 1132-nucleotide messenger RNA. RefSeq names its product TP53 regulated inhibitor of apoptosis 1 (gene TRIAP1). Lineage: Eukaryota; Metazoa; Chordata; Mammalia; Artiodactyla; Physeteridae. Gene Ontology annotation, molecular function: phosphatidic acid transfer activity. The transcript has 2 exons. Bases 7 to 270 code for a protein of 87 amino acids. The record is from RefSeq and is a predicted model, not a curated record. Gene Ontology annotation, cellular component: mitochondrial intermembrane space; cytosol; nucleus. Gene Ontology annotation, biological process: phospholipid translocation.
AAAGUGAUGACAUCCGAGAGCGCCGCCACCGCCGACGCCAUGAACAGCGUAGGGGAGGCUUGCACCGACAUGAAGCGUGAGUACGACCAGUGCUUCAAUCGCUGGUUUGCCGAGAAAUUCCUCAAGGGGGACUGCUCCGGGGACCCGUGCACCGAUCUCUUCAAGCGCUACCAGCAGUGUGUUCAGAAAGCAAUAAAGGAGAAGGAGAUUCCUAUUGAAGGACUUGAGUUCAUGGGCCAUGGCAAAGAAAAGCCUGAAAGCUCUUCUUGACCUUGACAGUCACCUUGAAAACGGACUCCUCAAAUCAGGAAAUUGAGGACUCUGGAUCGUGUCAGUUAAAGCUGUGAAGAUAGCAUCGAUUUGAUGAAAUUAGGAGAGAGGAGUUUCCUGUCCUCCUUGGUAUUUUUCUCUCAUUUGUAAAAGAUGAUGAAAAAAAUCACUCUUUGAAAUUUCUGGCUUUGGCAUCAGCAGGAACUCAGUGUGCUAAAUAACGGGAUUAUGGUUGCAAUACUUGGUCUGGGAACGGUUUUAAAUAUAUCUUGUAUGUAAAUGCUGAUAAGCUUGUCAGGAUGACCAAGGUUGCCUCAGUUAUGCUUCGAAGGACAUUACUUGUACACUGUACUGGGGUUAUUGUUCAUGGAAGCAACUGGUUAGGCUCUCUCUUUUCUCUCAGGGAGACAAUGCUUUGGAAAGGUUUCCCAGCACAACAGUUUCGAUCAAUGCUUGGGAGUUUUAUUUUUAUAUAGUAACUUAACUGUUAAGAUUGCUGGUGGACUGGGUUAGCCAAGAGGAAGACAGCUUUUAACAGUUCCCUACCUUAAGAAGAGGUGUCAGAUCUCAUUAAGAUGUGAAAGCUUCAAGAACACUGUGAACACCAUCUCAGAGCUCAUGGUGUAAUUCAGCAAUUAAGAUCCUUGGAGUGGCUAUGCAGGAGGAUCCUAAAUUGCAAAGAUUUGCUGUUGCCAGCUUUCAACUUAAGUAAAUUAAUUAAGUCAACCUGUGAAUCAAAAAAGUGCCAAAAUGCUGCAUCUGGUUAAAUGGGGGGAGAAAAGAGUUCACUUUAUUUGCCUCCUUUACCCACCCUGCCCUGUAAUGCCUGUAAUCAUGAAGAUGGAACUGUAACGUUUAGUUU